AUGGCUGACCCCCCACCCGAGCCAACUCUCCUACGUCCCUUCGGGGAUGAUGGAAAGGACGAUAAGAAUUGGUUUCGUGUGGCAUUCCGUUUCAAAAGAGAUGAAGUCUUGGGAUGGAUGAAAAAGGUUGCAUCGAAGAACAAUGCCAACUGCCCCCCUAACGACUUAAGAACCGACGAUCAUUUCAAAUUAUUGUUGGAGGUCUACACAGAGCUCGAGUCUCUCGCGGCUACACAAGGUGCAAACUAUCUUGUUCCCAAGGACGAGUGCCACAUUUAUCGUGAUAAAAAUCCAAAUUUUGGGCCUAAAAAGACCCAAAGUAAAACCGUGUCGCCUUUUGUGAUCAAGACUUGGUCCCACCAGUACAUAGGUGCUCCGGAUCCAAAUGUUAAAGACCCUCCGGGUCCAGAUGCCAAAGUGGUUACCAUAGGGUACUGGUGUAUCUAUGACCUGAUCGGUCUGUUCCUUGGUUUGUUAGGCAAUGCGCCUCUAGCAGCCGACAGAAACAACUUCUUCCUCCCUCUAACGGCUGUCUACGCGAGAUGGUGCACCAGACUUGCUGGAAAACUGGAUAAUACUGAAAGUCAUCAGGGCGAAACACCCGGAAUCGGAGCACCGCCCGCUAUGUUUCAGUGCACUUGGCGUGAGCGGCAAGAUGGGAAAGCCAAGUGGUUUCUCCUCGGCGCAUCGAUGGCCGGAGGCAGAUUCCACAAGACACCGAGUGAACAAGAUUGGAAAAAAACACUGCAAAUGCAGCGGUUCGACAUGCUGGUUACGCAUCUAAAACCGCCGUUGGUUGGGCGAGAUGACUUCGGCAAAACCGAGCCUGAUGUAAAAUCUAACGGGACGGGUAACCGUUGGGGCAAUUGUGCCGAGACCUAUCCUUUUGUCCACUGCUUGGCUGUUGGAGACGAGAGCAACGAGACUGUCCAAGGCCUGGCCCUCUCAAAGAAGUUUGUUGAUCAAAAAACCCCUGUCACGGAUUACAGCGGCUACAGCGACGGUAAAAUUUGGGACAGCGUCGUCCCUCCUUGUGCAAACUGCGCGAAAUUGGUUGAAUUGUCCAAUGCGCCGGCGGCCUUCUUUGCAAAAGAAUAUGAGAAAGAUAAGGCCACUGCUAAGACUGUUCCAUCAGGUCCUCCACAGGAGCCAGAGAUUCAGACCGAAGAAGUUUUUGUGAUACGGGACGUGAAAGAACUACCGGUCCGAGAAAUGGUGGAGGUGGCGUCGAAUUAG
Molecule: messenger RNA, 1236 nt
Organism: Trichoderma aggressivum f. europaeum
Lineage: Eukaryota; Fungi; Ascomycota; Sordariomycetes; Hypocreales; Hypocreaceae
Exons: 4
Coding region: 1-1236 (411 amino acids)
Source: RefSeq, a predicted model, not a curated record